Panonychus citri (citrus red mite) is the source of this 522-nucleotide messenger RNA. RefSeq lists its product as uncharacterized. The record is from RefSeq and is a predicted model, not a curated record. Gene Ontology annotation, biological process: glutathione metabolic process; hydrogen sulfide metabolic process. The transcript is spliced from 4 exons. Gene Ontology annotation, molecular function: sulfur dioxygenase activity. NCBI's taxonomy places the organism in Eukaryota, Metazoa, Arthropoda, Arachnida, Trombidiformes, Tetranychidae. The annotation marks the transcript as partial.
UUUGCACCAAACCAUUUGAAUUUAGAAAAUAAUUCAAAAGUGAUUAAUAUCAUAUCUAAAUCAAGUGGAGCUCAGGCUGAUAUUUGUGCUGAAGAUGGACAAGUUAUUGAUUGUGGUUUGAUUAAACUAAAUGUAUCUCUCACUCCAGGUCAUACCAAUGGUUGUAUGAGUUUAAUUGAUCACGAUAAUAAACGAGCCUUCACCGGAGAUACUUUGUUCAUUAGAGGUUGUGGUCGAACCGAUUUUCAAGAAGGAUCAUCAUCCAAGCUUUAUGAUUCAGUUCACUCCAGGCUUUUUAUAUUACCUGAUGAUUAUAAUGUUUACCCUGCUCACAAUUAUAAUGGUCAAUUAACAUCAACAAUUGGAGAGGAAAAAAAGUUUAAUCCAAGAUUGAGUAAAUCAUGGGAAGAAUUUAUUCAAAUUAUGGAAAAUCUUAAUCUUGAUUAUCCAAAAAUGAUGGGUAAGCUAAUUGAAGAUUAUUUUCUUACAAUAUAAUUAACUUGAUUUGAUUCUUUGAUGAUU